UCUCUCUCUCUCUGAGCAGGAAUGUGGAAACAGGAGUCCAGUCAGUGAUCGCUGCGCGUUUCUCCACAGCACAGGAGUGAAUAAUUGAUCUGUGCCUCGGCCAAAUAUAUUGAUGAGGAAGAAGUGAUUUGUGAACGGAUUCUGCGGUCACUUUUGGGAUUUACGUUCUUUGCUCGAACGAAUUAUUUCUUCUUCUUUUUUUUUCUCCUCGGCUGAAGAAAAGUUUGCUUUGAGACCCAACACAGCUGGAGUCAGCAGAUGGAAAUAAGCUCUCAGUGUCCACCGAGCGCACCUUAUUCCGGAGCUCUCCCAACAUGGACCCAGAGUCACUGAGAAGGUGAAGGCUGCUGGUGUUAAAUGCUCACUGCCAGGCUUCCCACAACACACUGACUGCUCAAAUAACUGCUGUUAGUUCAGUGACUGUGUGAACCGUUCGCAGACUGUUUACCAUGGCUUCUAGUCUGACAUGUACGGGUGUUAUCUGGGCCCUGCUGUCCCUGCUGUGUGCUGCUGCCUCCUGCGUUGGCUUCUUCAUGCCCUACUGGCUGCUGGGGACACAGAUGGACAAGCCAGUGUCCUUUGGCACGUUCAGGCGCUGCUCCUACCCGGUGAGGGACGAGGAGAAGCAAGCCACGGUGAUGCUGGAGCAGUGUGGGCGCUACGCUUCCUUCAACGGCAUCCCAAGUCUGGAGUGGAGGAUCUGCACAGUGGUGACGGGCGUGGGAUGUGGCCUCCUCCUGCUGGUGGCCCUCACAGCUCUCAUGGGCUGCUGCAUCUCUGACCUCAUCUCGCGUACAAUCGGCCGGGUGGCCGGCGGCAUCCAGUUUGUUGGAGGUCUGCUCAUAGGAUCUGGCUGUGCACUCUACCCAUUGGGAUGGGACAGUGAGGAGGUACAACAGACCUGCAACAACAGCUCAGACCAGUUUCAACUAGGUUCCUGCCAGAUCGGCUGGGCGUAUUACUGCACAGGGGCAGGGGCGGCGGUUGCCAUGCUGCUGUGCACCUGGCUGUCAUGUUUCGCAGGGAAGAAGCAGAAGCAGUACCCGUACUGAAGGGAGCAUCAGAGAGACGGGAACAGGCCCGAGACCUCAGGCGGCGCGAUAAAAGGGGACUCUGACUCUGUGGACUCACACUAGUACAGCACAUCAGGCACCAAAGACAAGUCCUUAUGGUGCUCUGGACGGCAUGGUACACAACUCAUCUGACAACUGCAGGGACUGUUUCAUAAUGCAACACACACAUACACACACACACACACACACACACACACACACACACACACACGGCUUUGAAAACUGGUUCUUCUCUCAUAAGCUGUUCUUAAAUGAAAAUGUAUGGACCAAUCCUAUUUGUGAAAUUGUUUCAUUUCUUUAACAAGAUGAGUAUUCUCUUUCUUUCCUUCUUUUCCCGGUCAUUGAUGUUUAUGUGAUGGUGUGCCCUGUGAUGAUGAGAAAAGUAAUGUUGCUUCAUUGUUA
Molecule: messenger RNA, 1475 nt
Organism: Sander lucioperca (pikeperch)
Lineage: Eukaryota; Metazoa; Chordata; Actinopteri; Perciformes; Percidae
Product: LHFPL tetraspan subfamily member 6 protein
Exons: 4
Coding region: 450-1052 (200 amino acids)
Cellular component (GO): membrane
Source: RefSeq, a predicted model, not a curated record